Molecule: messenger RNA, 681 nt
Organism: Lindgomyces ingoldianus
Lineage: Eukaryota; Fungi; Ascomycota; Dothideomycetes; Pleosporales; Lindgomycetaceae
Exons: 2
Source: RefSeq, a predicted model, not a curated record
AUGACCACCCAAUCUUUUGGGACGCAGACAGUGUCCCUUUACAGAGCAGUGGAGAAUUUGACAGCCUCAUUCAUCGUGAGCAUUCGCCUUUAUCUUCUUGUUGGCGUUUUUAAACCGUAUGCAGGUAAACGUAGCCAAAAGCGUGAUUACUUCGAGCCUACACUUGAGAAUUGUAGUACUUGGAAUGAGCCACCGAACCCAGAGACGUGGGCUUCAUUUGGAGAUCACGGGGUUACGGCAAGUGUCAACACCUAUGGGGAUAUGAUACAAUUCGGGAGAUACCUUGGCGCGGGAAGAAGCGGGAUGUUUUCAGCGGACCAUUCUACCACAGCGGAGCCGUAUUGUGUAUUGGCGAGAGCUAGACACUUGCAGAGCUUAUGUCGGGAUAAAGAACGACGAGAUUAUGUCCACGAUACGUGGCCGCGGUAUGAAUACAAAACAAAGAAGGUCAAAGUCUCUAUUCAAUGGAUGGUCCGAGAGGAAAUAGUCUUACAGCAAUACAUUGUCACGAAUCUGGAGGCCAAGGAAAUAGAUAUUCCGUUUGAAUUUGCUGACGACAUGAGGAUCCGAGACUUAGAAUAUCUGGACUCCAGUUAUAAGUUCAAUGAGGAAAACAUGGAACUAGAGGAUUACGAGAAGUCCGACGGGCCCAAUCACUUUGGGUGGACUUUGGUGCACAAA